AACUCUCUCCGUAUGACGCAAUAGCCGCGCGACGGACGUGUAGCUGAGAGCGCAGACCUGCGGUGAUCCGGCUCAGCGCGUCCCCCUCCGUGUGCACUCCCGAGUCCGACCGAUCCGGAUUCUGCUGUCGGUCGGAAUCCUGUUUGUGUUUAAGCGUUAGUGUUUUCCUGUGAACCGGAAGACGUCAGGAAGCAGCGUUGGCGGGGAGGUGACACCUGGCCGCUCCUCACCUGAUCACUUCAUUCAAUGAGCUUUCACAGCGGCUAGCUUUGUUUUGGUUCGGCAGCCGGACGGGAUCAAACCCAGCCAGCGUUCACACGGAAAGAGCGGGACUGACAUUCGCAUAAAUCUGCAGGUUCACGGUAAGUUAACGGUGACGAGCUGGCGCAGGUCGUGGGUUGUCCGUGGAUAAUGCGAGACAGUGGCGGUAGCCUGGCCCAGAACCGCUGGCAGGGAGACCUAGGUCUGACUGCUGUGGGGCAGGAUGACACAGGAGGAGGUGGGAUUCCUGGAGACCACCUGAUCCCAGUGUCAGGACACAGUGUACCCAGCCCCAUGCACCUCAGGCUGGGGCAGAAGGAGAAGGUGUGGACAGGAGAAUAUGUAGAGGAAGAGGAGGAGGAGGAGGAGGAUGGGAUGGGUAGGAUUGAGGCAAUAGGCGACGAAGAAGAAGAAAACAAUCUGGACGGUGAGGACGAGGGUGAGUUUGAGGGAAAGGGUUGGGAUAACAAUGAGGAGGAAGAAGAAGACGAAGAAGAAGAGGAGGAAGAAGAAGAGGAGGAGGAGGAGGAGUUGGAUGGGGAAGGAGAUCAGGACGAGGUGGAGUGGGACAUCCCACGCUUGCCCUCCCAGUUCACCCAGUUCCCUCAUUCACAACAGCACCAACAUUAUGGACCACAACAGAAGGCAGAAGAAGGCGGUGACGUCUCUGUAGAGGAUACGGUCUCCCAGGCCGAAGCAGGGGACUUGUUCAAGUCCCACCUCAGCAGGUACCGGGCUCUGAGGAGGCUCAGGCGCUGGCAGCGUUUGCGAUCCCCUGGAGGCCUUGGAUUUCGGCUCACCCAGCACUGGAAGAGCUGGCGCCAGCGGGCCCAGUGGGUAUGCUCCCAAGGGCACCGGUGGAACCGGAGAGGGCAAAGGUACAGUCUGUACGGCAAGCAGAGGAGGAUAAAAAGAUAUCAGCAUUCAUCGUACACCGAUGGAGAGGAUGACAGCAACGAUGAGAGGCUCACAGAGUCAGAGAGAGACAAUCAGAUAAAUGGCUGCUCUCUAGACAAGCAAGAGGACAGAGGGCGACGGGAAGUGGAGGUCAAACCAGCAGAGCUGGCCCUCACUGAGGAACAUAUGAGCUGUGUGACAGGUAUUCUUGAAGAGUCUCUACAGCAGUACGGCAGUUUGAUCCCCAUCCAUGUGGAUGACAUCGUGGAGAAGCUUCAGGACAUCUUCAGUGAGAGCUUCUCACAGCCACACAGGAAAGCAGUGGUGCAGCACCUAAUACAAUCCUUCCAGCGCUCGUCAGGAUCCGCCCUGGCUAAAACAUUCAGGGUCAACUACAAACGCCACGUCCUGACCAUGGACGACCUCGGCACUCUGUACGGACAGAACUGGCUCAACGACCAGGUUAUGAACAUGUAUGGUGACCUGGUCAUGGACUCUGUGCCAGAAAAGGUUCACUUUUUCAACAGCUUCUUUUAUGAUAAACUAAGGACAAAAGGCUAUGAAGGAGUCAAGCGGUGGACGAAAAAUGUCGACAUCUUUCAGAAGGAUCUGCUAUUGAUCCCCAUCCAUCUGGAGGUCCACUGGUCGCUGGUCUGUGUUGACAUUCCUCGUAGAGCCAUCACUUACUUUGACUCCCAGCGGACCCUCAACAGACGCUGCCCAAAGCACAUUUUUAAGUAUCUGCAAGCAGAGGCCAUCAAAAAAGGCCGACAAGACUUCUUGACGGGAUGGAAAGGCUUUUUCAAAAUGAAUGUGGGGCGUCAAAACAACGACAGUGACUGUGGGGCUUUUGUGCUACAGUACUGCAAGUGUCUGGCACUAGGGCAGCCAUUCAUCUUUGGCCAACAGGAUAUGCCCCGGCUGAGGAGGCAAAUGUACAAAGAACUCUGUCACUGCAAGCUCACCCUGUGACCCACACCCUUAACCCCAGCCUGCCAUUACCACCUGCUCCCACCCCUUACCCCAACAAGAUGGAGGGACAAUGAUAUAACAAGACGAGGACAAGGGGAGCAAAUGAUUGACUGGAAAAGAAGAGAAACUUUUCAAAAACUUUUAUUUUUCUCUGCCAACAUCCAGAGAAAGUACUUCUUCUAUUGUAGGUGAUGUCAUUGUUUCACUUUGUUUUGUCUCUCUUUGCUUCCUUCUCUCCACCCUCGAUUCCCCGCUGAUUUCAUUUCCAUGUCAUGGUUAUUCCUUUGUGGUUGACAGAGGCCAAGACUAGCUUCCGUUUUGGGAAUGUGCUAAUCUUCCAUCCUAUCGUAGUCCACUUGUGUUUUUUCAGUCUGAAUGGAAGCAUGAAGAAGAUCAUGAAGAUAAUCUAAAGAAUCCAGUCCAGAUGAAGGUUUGGACCACCAGUUAGUCAAACCUAACUGAUCCUUUCAUGUAAGAUGCCUAAACACUGCAGAGAGUGCAGAGGUGUCGUGGGUGUACAGCAAAAUGAUUUGAACCAGUCUGUGUAAGCUUGUGGUUAAAUAGUGACAGUGGAUUGUCAUGCCUUCCAUCCAUCCAGUCCAUACAGUAUAAUGUGUUCCAUUCUAAAUGUCAGAAUUGUGAAACUCUCAUACACACUCCCCCAGCCAAUGUUAUGUUGAUGAUGCUAUCUAUCUAGUUGGCACGUCUGACGCUGCAGUGCGAUGUGACAUUUCCAAUAUAUAAUAUUUGUUUCACGGUUUCCUACAUGAUGUAUAGACGGAUCUAAAGCGAUGCUCAAGAUUGAACUUAGAGUGCAUAGUUGAGGCUGCCAUGUUGACAUCAGAAGACACCGUUCCAGUGUGUGAAGAGCCAUUUGAGUGCAUUUCAGACUUCACACACCUUUUGGAACAUACCACAUAUUCACCUCCCCUGUGCCAGAAACUUCCUCUGCCCCCCCAUCACUCUAUCCAGUCAUCCAAAUAGAACAACAUGUGGGAGACUGAGUCUGUGGAUCAGUGCCCAAACAAGCCAGAGUUACAUAUUGGCCUAAAGAAGGGGUAUCUUUGCAUUACAUUUAUCUUUUUCUGUGUUUUAUCUGUCAGUAAAUGUGUUGAUAUGCUUAUUGCUUUAAACAAAUUGUGUUAAAAGGAGGACUACUAAUUUGUGUUAUUUUCGGAGCGAGUUCAGAAGAGGCCCGACAGUUAGUGUUUCUUUGAAAGUUCGAGAGCCAUUUUGGUGAUGGACCACGAUGCUACACAACAGAUCCAGUAUGUCCACAGUGGAGUUACAGUACCACCUUCUUCUUUUUAUAACGAAGACUAAUUUGUUGAUAGCUGUGUGUUUUUGAUGGUUUUUUUUUUCUUUCUUUCUUUUUUUUCAAACAGGAGUUGCAACAGAGUUGACAGUUUUAUAUAUCUUCUACAACGCAUUAUGGUUGCUAAAAAUAAAAAUACACUGCAAACAA
Messenger RNA from Larimichthys crocea (large yellow croaker), 3595 nucleotides. It is a transcript of the gene senp3b, whose product is annotated as SUMO specific peptidase 3b. Bases 412 to 2130 code for a protein of 572 amino acids. Gene Ontology annotation, biological process: protein desumoylation; proteolysis. Lineage: Eukaryota; Metazoa; Chordata; Actinopteri; Sciaenidae. Gene Ontology annotation, molecular function: deSUMOylase activity. Gene Ontology annotation, cellular component: nucleus. The record is from RefSeq and is a predicted model, not a curated record. The transcript is spliced from 12 exons.